Messenger RNA from Dovyalis caffra, 774 nucleotides. Lineage: Eukaryota; Viridiplantae; Streptophyta; Magnoliopsida; Malpighiales; Salicaceae. The record is from the annotation of a GenBank genome assembly.
AUGGAAGCUGGUGCAGAACUAUAUUCAAUGUACGUUGGAGAGGGGGAAGCAUUGCUCCGCAAUACAUUUCAAAGAGCUCGUCUUGCAGCACCAAGCAUAAUAUUCUUUGACGAGGCUGAUGUUGUUGCUGCAAAAAGAGGUGGGACUUCAAGUAACAGCACUACAGUAGGAGAGAGGCUUCUAUCUACGUUACUGACUGAAAUGGAUGGUUUGGAGCAGUCUAAAGGAAUUCUUGUGUUGGCUGCGACAAAUCGUCCUUCUGCAAUUGAUGCUGCACUCAUGCGCCCUGGACGCUUUGAUUUGGUGCUGUAUGUGCCACCACCUGAUUUAGAGGCUCGAUACGAGAUUCUUUGCGUUCAUACACGUAAAAUGAAAAUAAGUAAUGAUGUUGACCUGAGAAGAAUAGCAGAAGAUUCUGAGCUCUUCACUGGGGCUGAGCUGGAGGGGCUUUGUCGGGAAGCUGGUAUUGUGGCUCUAAGGGAAAACAUAUCUGCCACAGUUGUAGGCGAUCAUCACUUCCAGACAGUAAAGGAGUCAUUAAAACCAGCUUUAACAAGGGCUGAAGUUGAAAGAUAUUCAUCAUUUAUGAAGACCAGGCUAAUGAAAUCCGGAACAAUUGAAUCUUAUCCUAAACACAAUACUGGGUGCAAAAGGAAUUUGUUGGAUUCAAUGGUUCCAGUUAAAGCUUGUGCUCUGAGCUUAGUAUUACUUGCUGCUGCUAAAUAUUUUCUUAUGUUUACCAAGUCAGCUAGACAUGAUGUAUCAGCAACAUGA